Pecten maximus is the source of this 5057-nucleotide messenger RNA. RefSeq lists its product as uncharacterized. Lineage: Eukaryota; Metazoa; Mollusca; Bivalvia; Pectinida; Pectinidae. The record is from RefSeq and is a predicted model, not a curated record. The transcript is spliced from 3 exons. Bases 1117 to 3441 code for a protein of 774 amino acids.
GUUUCACUAACCAAUUUCCGGGCUUUUCUGGAUCAUUGAAUCCGACACGGACACAUCGCUAGUCUAACUCACGCUGGCGAUAACAUGCUAACAGACCUGCUAUGCGGCCAGCUGGGCUCUCGAGGAGCCGUAGAUUCCUUUUAACAUAGUGACGAACUUUCCUUAUGUUGUUCCCCUGGCUCAGCUCCAUUUAAAACUGUACACGUUUUGCGCGUAAAGAGCAUUUGGUCGAGAGCAGCAGUGUGCAGUGGUGUAUACCUCUGGAGAGCGUAGAACGUACCACACCUGUUAUAAGGCACAGCGUUAGCACAUCAUCAACCGUCCUAACAGGGGGCAGUCUGUCAGCAGGCACCCUCUGGUCAACCUCACGGUCAAUCUCUCUUGACCACGCGCUCCACGUGCUUAGUGGUCAAUAAGCGGCGAUAACACUCUCUUCUUUGUCUCAGAGAAAAGGUGUGAUCAUCUCAAUGAAGACAUAAGAUGUUCCCAUGUUAUUGCUAGCAUAUGAAGGUUAGCCUACAGCCACGUCUGUGGAAGGGAAGUUUACACAGACGUAUAACAAGGUUGGUGUCAAACUCUCUGCGGACUCCGAUGUUCAACAUCUUAUAACUAUAUACACACGGGGUGUGAGGGAGGUGUACAUAGUAGAUCCGACAAUAUACGUAUAUAAAAGAAAGAUAGACCAGAUGCUAGGUAUAUAGAGCUGUCAGUGAAGACGGAGUGACAGCGAGGCGUAACAUUAUUGUGCCAUAAUAUUAGGAUCACGGAUUUAUUUUUCUUCAUAUAUCAGGACUAUUUUUGUGUCAGUACACGGAAAAGUAUUUGAUUUAUAAUUCCUAUGUUGACGUUGUAAAAUGUGUAACAUUUAUAUUUCAGUUGGAUUAUAUAAAAAAGAGUGUUGUAAUGUCUGUGUUAGUUUUGACAUAUACACGACAUUCUGUGAUUAAGAUGAUCUCCCACGAAUUUGUAUAACGACAACUGAUACAGAAUUCUUCUGAGUUGAUUCCUUAUUGUUUUAUGCAUUGUCCGACAUUUGAAUGACUAUACUACGGGAGCUACGUACGUUAUCCACUUAGGUCAGUUGACAUUUUGGCAGCAACACAGAUUCCUAACAAGAUGGUUGUUCUGAAGCCCAAAAGUACUAGUUGGAACAGUCUGUGGUCAAUUAUAUACUGUUUACUUGUGCUGGGAUUACAAAGUUAUAUUUCCUAUCGGGCCAUACACACCUUUCAGGAAACUAUAUUAGAACGAUGGAAGGAGUACUAUCCGUCAGCCUUAAGCGCCAAACUUGGACUCGCUAUACUGGGGAUAAUUUUAGCUCCGCUCUUCAUCAUCUCUUCUGUGUUUAAACUUGGGAAUUAUGCUAACGAUGGUUUCAAGCUCGGACGAGACCAUGCUUUAUGUCAAACAGGGGAAAGUUUUGUUGACAAAUUGAGCUCCGAAACAGUCAAACAACUAUGGAAGAAUUUAUUUCCAUUUUCGCAAACUCUCCAUGUUGUAAUAUCCUUCUUUCUCCUAUUGCCUGACACAUUAGUUGAAGCAUCAGACGUUUUCUACGGACACCUGCAUACUAGCAACGUAUGGUCGUCAAACAUCGACUUUUUGUUACCCGAUGAGCGUAGAGGAUGGAGCGACUUCAAUGCCCGUAUGAACAGUACCGUCAAAAGUAAUGCUUCUGCUUUCAAUAUCGGGAUCAUCUAUACGCUUGGGGAUUCAGUGAUGUCACCAGAAUUCAUCUUUUUCGUAUCGGCGCUUGUUGCUUUUACCGUUCGAUACGCCUCUGUGUUCUGGUAUACAAACAAGGCCCUAGCAUUAACCUUUGCUUUCCAGCUACUUUUUAUGAGUGUGGAAUCUAUCUUCGCCUAUACAGGAUUUUCAAUAUUGUACAAAGUGACAAUAAAUUAUUCCAUGUACAGCCAUAACCUUUCUCUAGCCCUGGGUCCGGGCGGUACCUUGGUCCUAUACCUGUUUGGAGGAACUAUUGUUCUUCUGUCCGCAAUUACUGUCUUCUACUACGGCUCUUACCAUUUCCACGAAAAGUUCAGACUCGUCGACCGGAAACACAAUCCGGAAAAAUAUGUAAGGCACAAACGGAACUACAAAGGUCCAUGUAACGGAUAUGUGUCCCACUCAUGCGCAGUCGGCACCCUUGUGUUACUGGCAAUAUUCAAAGGUCCCAUUCUUUACGACUUGGUAACUAUCUAUAGACUCACAAGUGACAACCUCGUUCUGACUUGUGUCGUUAUAGAUGUGGCAUAUAUGGUAUGUUGGAUUUGCUUGUGGACUCUACUUACCAUAAAGGAACAGUGGCUGUUCCGGAUACUAGACUACGCAAAUGUAGGCGAACCGAUAUUUGUUAUAAAGAGUGACAGUCUGUUAAGAACACCAUCCAUUUCCAUUGGUUCAAUUGAACUAAAAGACAUCCAGAUGACACGAGGGAAAAGGCCAAGUUCGAUCCAAAGUGUUGACAUAACAGCUAGUGAGAGCGGAUUUGAUGAGUACGAACCGGCUCCUUCUGAGGAGGAAGAGCGAUUCGAGCUCUCCUUACCAACGGUCAGUGAGAACCCGGAUGCGUGUGAUGACGACAGCAAUAGUGUGAUAAUGAGGCGCUCACGAAACAGGCGUAGCGGCGCUCAGCGUGUGACGUUUCACGAGACCGUGCGGCGGUCGAGUGACAAUCUUCUUCGCUGUCAGUCACCGCACGAGGGUGAGACACGUGUAAAUGUCACGGCCGACGUGCAUUCAGGGAAUCGAAAGGGAAUGGUAUCUCCUUUCCGACGAAGUUUGUCUGACAUUGAUACCUGCCGAGCAGCUUCACCUGCUAAUAAUAAAAGUUCUAGUUUACCAAGAUUUCAGCAUUCUAAACAGAGAGAGGAUUUCAAAGAACCUCUCUUAGAAAAAACACAAAUAGUUCAAUCUGAAUCUCUGAAACCUGAGAAUAUUUUAAUGUCUGCUUCUGUUUCGGAAUCGGAAACAAGGUUACCUAAUACGAGUAACAAACCGCAAAGGCCUCACAGCAGUGUUGACGGAAGUCGACAGAUCAGUUACAAACCCUCAAACAUCGACACAGCCGAACAACGUGACAAACUUGAUAAGCAGAGCCGUUAUAAAUCGGCGGACAAGGUCCACCCCAAGGAUUCCAGAUUGACCAUCAAGGAUCUCAAGGACGCAAAAACUAACAACGAAGUGAAAGUAAAGCUUUUAAGUGAUAAAGAUUUUAAUGAGAUAGCUGGAGAGAAGCAGCCUGACAUUGUUCCAAAAGACAACUCGAGUCAUCUUUAUCCUAAGCCUGUUCAGACUCUAAGCAGCGGCAAAUCUGAUAUUUCUCGGAGAGAUUCAGCAAAUUACUCCAUGACGUCAUCACAAGAUAAUUCCUCCAACGAUUCCGACCACGGUCUUCACAACUCACGCGCCCUCUGCAGUCAAAACAAGGCUAGAUAGACGAGAUCAUCAAACCAUUAAACCAUUGACGUCAUCAAUUAUCAGCACGUGACCAGAAUCAGUUUAAAUGAAAUCGAUGUGGAACAGCGAGAAGCGGAAGGAAGUAUCAACUUCACAACAAAGACUGUACGCUGAUCUAUCAGUUUAAUCCACAAAUAUAUAUAUAUAUUUGAUAUCUUUAAUUACAUAUUAACAUUUUUAUUGUCAGCAAUAAUAUGAGAUAUUAUACACAAAUGCUUUCUACGCAGACUCCCCAAAAUGUCCGUAUUCCCAAAGCCUAUCCAGUAGCUGAUUUGAGAUUUAGGAUAAACACAUGUAGUUGGGAACAGACAUAUAAAUGUAAUUAUGAUGUACGUUUCUACAAAACAAUAAUGAAACCCAUGUAUAGCAUUUAUAUCAAAAUAAGUAUAGUCAUGAUUCAGACAUAUUUUCGUUGUAUUUUGUCUCGCUGUGUGAUUUUGGUGUUCCAUGUAUUGUUCUCAUUUUGCACAUAGUCCUAUCCAUGCAGUCCAUAUACAGACAUAUAAUUAUAUAUAUACGGACCAUGUGAUUGGAACUUUGUGUCCGUUCCUGUGGUUGUUUUACUGUUUCCGUGCUGUGUUCAGAAACUUAAUUGUUUGUAUCCCUGGUAACUGCUAUCUACUUGUUGUUUCAUGCCAUUCCAUGUACAUAAUUCAAUUAUCAACCUGCAGAGAAUGACUUAAUCUAAGUAUCCCAUGAAAUGUUAUAUCGAGGUAUUUAACAGGAGAAAAGUACACCACGUUAUUUAUGGUAUCCUAGUUUGAAACAAUAAUAAGUGUACAUCAGAAUCUCUGGGGAUAAAAUAACACAUUUCAGUAAAUAACUUUGUCUGAUUAAACGCCGUCAAAAUAAAUGAGAUUUAAUAAACAAAAGUGCACUGCAUUAGGAAAUAAUUAUUUAUGAAAAAAAUUGCAAAAAAAAAAAAAAAAAAAAAAACAACAAAAAACCAAAAAGGUAAACGAAAUAUAUGUAAAACGCACAGUCGUCAUAAAAGUAACUAAUUGUGAGACCUUUUAACACUAAAGAAAUAUGUAGGAAUUAAAUCACUAUAACGCUAGGGUUUUCUGUGUUCAGUCAUGUUAUACAAUAUAUGUAAUAACUCCAUCCCCUCCCCCACCGUCUAGUGUGAUACGGGGGUUUGUAUAUACCGACCAAUCAGAGUCAGUACUCAAUUCAAUUCAUUUUAUUAACUUUACAGCUCAUCAGUACAUGUAACAUGUAUACAAUACAAUAAAUUGGCGGUCACUGCAAUAUAGCAGUGAAGUAUCAAUAUCUAGAGAGAAUGGACAAAUCUGUGAAAAAAAUAAACUUAAUAUCAAAUUUUCCCUUAACUUUGUGGCAUCAUAUACAUACUUACAUACCAUUGUUAAAUAUUUAAGUUUGUACUUACUACAUACACACAAGAGGCUACGUAGGGUACAUUGUAUGUUAAUCUCUAUAAUGCUAUGCUGUAUGUAUAUAUGUUUUGAUCACGUGUACAUGUUUACCAUUUGUAUAAAGACAACCAUACCAGCAGUACAGAGCUAUGUAUUCUUAGGCUAGAAUGCGAUUAUUUAUGUAUGGACUAAAGAAUAAAAUAAAUUAUUAUAAAAUCA